Molecule: messenger RNA, 4019 nt
Organism: Caenorhabditis angaria
Lineage: Eukaryota; Metazoa; Nematoda; Chromadorea; Rhabditida; Rhabditidae
Source: the annotation of a GenBank genome assembly
AUGUCAACUAGCACAACGAAGCCAAUUAAUAUGUGAGUGAAAUCACCCCAAAAAAUCCAAUGAAAAACUAGUUUUUUAUCAAAAUAUUCAUUUUCAGAUCUCACGAGGAGGAAGCAAGCGACAACGAUUCAUCAAGUUCGCAAUUCUCAUUGGGAGACUCUUUAAUAAUUGAGCCCAAACAACAACAGAAGAGUUUCGUCAAGCCAAAGGUAUUUUUUCGCGAGAAAAUGUUCGAUGUCUGUAAUUUUUUUUAAUUUCUGUUCGAAAACGUGUUGUUCUCAUUAAUUGCACGUUGUGUCCUCCCUCCUCGAUGUGUUCUUCUUCUCACUCUAUUUUGCAAUUUUUGCCCACUCGCAAAACGACGUCUAAAAAGUACUAACUAUCUAUGAAAUGAAUAAUAAUCAGCAUUAUAUACAAAACCCACAAGACGGAUAUCGUUGGAAUUUUGGUGAAGUUCCGCCAUUCCCACCGCCUUUUUUGGCGCCAACACCGAAUUUGUUUGCUUAUGGCAUGGAUUUCUAUCCACCACCGCCGCCGCCACAGGUUUUUCAGGUAGAUUUUUGUGUUUGUGUUUUCUAUUAGACGGGAAUCUACUAGAAAAUAUCUAAUUUAUGUGUUUCACAGCAUAAUAAUGGCUAUUCAAAUGACUUAACAACUUGCUUACCAAAACUAACACCACCUUUGGAACCUUCGGUAUGUCUUUUUGUUUUGUGCUAUCUAUUCCUCUACUAACUCUUGUCUCGUGUUUCUAGUCUCGUUUACAUCAAUGGAUGUCGCCAAAUCCUCCGAAUUUCUUGGAGAAUCGAUCAAGAUGUCGAACGAUAAGCAUGUCAUCCUCAACAACUUCAACCGGAAAAGAUUUGUUGAAAAAGGUUUUGUGUGUGGGGGAGAAGGGGAUUUUUGAGGAGAGAUUUUGAAUUUCAAAAAGUGAAAUUUUUGCAGACCAAAAUUUGUGAACAUUGGCGACGAUCGGGACAAUGCUCAUAUGGGGAAUCGUGUUGGUAUGCGCAUGGAGAAUUUGAUUUGCGCAAAAAUGUGGUGCGUUUUUUAGUGGUGGAGAAAAAGUUCUAGAAUAUUCAGCUCUGGUUUUUCCUGGACGGAUUAAAAAUCAAAUAAAAUGUCUGAAAAGCUAUAAUUGUCAGCUAGAAAAUGUUCUGCGUUUGGCGAGUUUCUAGUGAUCCAGGAACUUGAAAAUUAGUUUUCAAAUGUUUUUUUCGGCGUGAACUUUUAAGACAAAGAAAAACAGAAAUUUGAAAAUCGAUUCAAAAAAUUAGAGCCAAUGUUGAAAAUUAGUGAGAAAAAUUAGAAAACUUCACAUUUUUGCAGUACGGUGUUGCCUCAAAAAUCGACCUCCGAAAAAAAGACGACACAUCGGAGAAGAAGAAACGCAUCUCAACCAACGUCAAAGGUCUAACCGUCAAUAUUCCCAAUACAAAUUUGGAUAGUUCGGGAAGCGGAUCAAUGCCAUUGUCUCCCGCUCAAGAACGAUGGAUCUCAAUGUCUUUGGGGACAAAUAGCAGCGAAAAAACGACGGCGACUACAAGUAGUACAUCUUCAAUCUCAACACAACAAGAUACGCUAACUUCAACAUCUACUGUUAUUUUGGAAAGUUCUACUGCUGGAGAGGAGCCUAAGAGUCCAGGAUUUCACUCGCAAAAUCAAAAUCAACAUGGGGCCUAUAAUUCAAUGUUUUCUCGAGCUGGAAAUUCUUUUGGAAGAGGUCCAAAUCAUCGACAAAGUAUUAUAAAUCAUUUCAAUGGGAUGCCUCAAAAUCAAGUCAAAUUUGCUCCAAGAAUUCCAACUGCUCACAAUUUCAGAUAUCCCCCUCCUCCACCUCCGACUGCAACUCAAAUACCAAGCCUAAAUGGUUCGGUGUCAAAUCAGCCCGGAAAUCCCUCUGCUCAACCACUUUAUGGCUCAAUUGUCGACGAGAUUUAUCGCCGCCAACAACAAAAACAUUCGAUGGAAAAUCAGUAUGAGCAACGAAAAAAUGAGGCGAUUUUCAGGCAAAUGUACUCGAAUAUGAUUCAACAACAGGAAUUGGGAUUGGGAUUACAGCAACAACAACAACAACAGGCGGCUCAACAGCAGCAGAGAAGGGAAUUUUUAAUGGUGAGAAUGGGGUUGGGGUUGGAAAUUGCGAGGUUUUUAGCCGGAAAAGGCGCGAAAAUAUUAUUUUCCAUUGAAAAAUUGAAAUUUAGCUAUUUUUCUAUUGAAAAAAAUGAUUAUUAUUGGAAAAUCCAAACUGAAAAUUUUAGAUUUUUUAUGGGAUUUUUUUAUUUGAUGCUGCGAUAAAAAACAUUUGAAAACAAAUAAUGAAAAUCUACGUUUCAAAAUUUUUCAAGAAAUAUUCUGCGGACUUACAACUCAAAUUGUGAUUCUCAAAAACCAGUUGUAAAAAAUCACUGUUUCAAAAUUUGCACAUAUUUUUAUUCUUUCCAAAAAUCAUUGAUUUUCCUUCCAUUAUGAGAAUUUCUGGAUUUCAAAGUCAAAAAUGGGUCUAAAGUGAUCACUGUUUUAGAAUUACGACAAAAAUCACACUAUUUUUAAAAUUUUGUAGCAAAACGACCGUCUUGGCCGCAGUUCAGCUGUUUAUCCACCAAAUUAUCAUCCCGAACAAUUUCACCAUCAACAACAACAAUUCCAAAUUCCUACACAUCAAACAUAUGGUCGAAUUCCUCAUCCGGAUUGCUCAUGUGCUCAUUCGCGCCCCAAACAACAACAACAACCCCAUCUCCCGAAUUUUUCGACUUUUGCCAAUUUAUUCCCACAACCACCACCGCCGCCAACAACUUCGCCUAACUCGAUUUCAAGUCGACCAGAAACACCGAUUUCUUCAAUAAUUCCACCGCCACCGAAAAUGUAUCAAUCACUUUUGCCAAAUGAGCAAUGUUUUGAGAUUUGGUUGGAUCGCAAGGGAGAAAGAGAAAAUGAAGAGAGUUUGUUGAGCAAAAUGGAACUGUUGAGAGGUGGAGAUUUGGGUUUUGACCGUGGAAAUUCGGAUUAUCAGCGUGGAAAUCUGGAAGAGCUAGAAGACCUAGAUCAAGAAGAUCAUGAAGAAAUCAAUCUGGAAUCUGAACCUGUUCUCUCGUCUUUGUAUGAUUUGUUGAGCAGCGAGAAUUUGUUGGAAAAAGAGCCGGAGAGAGGAGAUUUUAUGCACCAACAAUCACCAAACAAUCAGUUGCCCAAUAUUUUUGAUUUUGAUUUGUUGAAUGUGAGUUUGGGAAGGUUUUUCACGAAAAAUUAAUAUUUCAAAAACUGCUUAAUUUUUAUCUUCAAAGCCACUUCUUUUCAAAUUUACCAAUUUUUCUCUUUAAAAAAUCCAACAUUUAAUGAAAGCCAAAAAUCUAUAGAAUGUUGACAUUUUUAUUGAAAUCCACAUGGAAAAACCAAUUUUUGAAAUGAACCUUUUUUUCGUUUAGAUAACUGUAAAUAGUGAGAUAACAACAUCAAGUGAACAAUCACCAUCAUUGUAUUUAUUAUCAAAUGAUAAUACACCAAGAAUUGAACAACAACACAAUUUGGGAGAAAAAAAUGUGAGUUUAGAGAAUUGUUUGGGUUGAAAUUUGGUGAUUAGACCACAUACAAGAAUUUGGCCUCUUUGAUAACUUUUUUUGAAUUGGCGCCAAAAAUCCACGUGGAAUAUUAGCUCUCGAAGUUUUUUUUCCAAAAAAAUCCUAAUUUUUGGAUUCUUUUACCACGUGGUUUUUAGCCCUAAACUAUUCCAAAAAAAAUUACAAAAAUUUAGAGAAUUUUGAUAAUCGCCUGAUUCAUUUUUGAUGAAUCCAAACGGUUUUCCGACCAAACUUUCGAAAGAAUUUAGAGAAAAAUCCACGUGGCAAAAGUUUUACAUAUAAUAAUUCUACGGCUAAAAAUUAGACCAAGCAAUUUAACCCUAAUCAAUUUCCGAUUUUCAGAUAACCCCUAAAAAUAGCAGCGACGAAAUUUGCUUCUUCUACUCAUCAUCCGGAAAUUGUCCAUUUGGAGAUUCGUGUUCAUUGUCACAUUUGAAAUCGUAA